GACGCUCGCGCGCGCGUUCGCCGUCUCCCGCGCGUCGCUCGCGCCGAGACGCCGGCGCGCGCGCGCGAUGGCGACGCGCGAGGCGUCGUACGACGCGCUCAAGCGCGAGCUCGCGACGCUGAACGACCUGCGCUCGCUCGAGGGGCUCGCGGGAUGGGACGAACUCGUGAUGAUGCCGUCGGGCGACGGCGCGGCGAACGCGCGCGCGCGCGCGAUGGCGACGCUCGCGGGCGUGAUUCACGACAAGGCGACGUCGAAGGCGCUCGGUGCGCUGAUCGAGGCGUGCGAUGGGACGCCGCGCGGUAAGGAUGGGACGCUGCGCGGUAAGGAUGGGGCGAACGUGCGAAGAGCGAAGGAGAGCUACGCGAAGGCGACGGCGAUUCCGAGCGAGAUGGCGAAGAAACGAGCGGAGCUCGGCUCGCGCGGGUAUCAGACGUGGGUGAAGGCGAGAGAGAGCGGAGAGUACGGCGCGUUCGCGCCGGUGCUGGAGGAAUGGGUGGCGUUGACGAAGGCGCGGUGCGAAUUGAUCGCGCCGGGCGCGGACGCGUACGACGUCGCGUUGGACGACUACGAGCGAGGGAUGACUUCGGCGCGACUGCGUGAGAUUUUCACCGUAGUGCGCGAGGGCGUGGUGCCGCUGAUCGAAAAGGUGUACGCGAAAGAUGGUCCAAAGGCGCUGAGAGGACGCGCGAAUCCGCUCAGUGGGACGUUUGACGUCGAUAAGCAGGCUGAACUCGCGAGAGACGUCGCGGUUGCUCUGGGAUUUGAUUUAACCAAGGGGCGCUUGGACGUCAGCGUGCAUCCUUUCACGGGUGGUUGCGGGCCAGAUGACGUCAGAAUGACAACGAGGUACAAAGCAGAUGAUUUGCUCGAAGGUUUGUCAGGAUGCGUGCACGAAGCCGGUCACAGCGCGUACGAGCAAGGACGCUCAGUCGACUACCGCGGGCAACCGGUGAGCGAAGCGCACUCGAUGGGUGUGCACGAAUCGCAGUCGCUGCUCUGGGAGCGCAUGGUGGCGCUGAGCGAGCCUUUUGCGCAUUUCCUUCUCCCAAAGUUACAAUCGACGUUUCCCGGGAGGUUCGAUGGCGUCACCGAGGAAGCGCUUUAUGCCGGGUACAACGUCGUGAAGAAGCCGAGCGUCAUUCGCGUCGAAUCCGACGAAGUCACCUAUCCCAUGCAUGUUAUCCUACGAACGGAAUUGGAGAUGGAUUUGUUGAGCGGUAAAAUUACCGUACAUGAUUUGCCCAAGCUCUGGAACGCGAAGAUGAAGGAAUAUCUGAACGUUGACAUCGAGAACGACAAACAAGGAGUUUUACAAGACGUGCACUGGGGGUCUGGAGCCAUCGGCUACUUCCCGACGUACAUAAUCGGCCAAAUAUUGGCGUGUCAAAUCUUCAACGCCGCCAAACGCUCGAUCGAUGAUUUGGACGGGCAGAUCAAGCGAGGUGAAUUCGCCCAACUCUUGGCUUGGUUGCGCGUCAACGUGCACGAGCGCGGAUCAGAGUGCGACAGCGUAGACGAGUUGAUGAUGAAAGUCACAGGCAAGCCGCUCGAUGCGGCAGAAUUCGUGACUUAUUUGACUGAAAAGUACACCAAGCUCUAUGAUCUUUGA
Ostreococcus lucimarinus CCE9901 is the source of this 1612-nucleotide messenger RNA. RefSeq lists its product with no specific name. Gene Ontology annotation, molecular function: metallocarboxypeptidase activity. NCBI's taxonomy places the organism in Eukaryota, Viridiplantae, Chlorophyta, Mamiellophyceae, Mamiellales, Bathycoccaceae. The record is from RefSeq and is a predicted model, not a curated record. Gene Ontology annotation, biological process: proteolysis. The transcript has a single exon. Bases 68 to 1612 code for a protein of 514 amino acids.